Salvelinus fontinalis (brook trout) is the source of this 2732-nucleotide messenger RNA. Its product is annotated as growth arrest and DNA damage-inducible protein GADD45 gamma-like. Gene Ontology annotation, cellular component: nucleus; cytoplasm. The record is from RefSeq and is a predicted model, not a curated record. The coding region runs from base 530 to 952 and encodes 140 amino acids. NCBI's taxonomy places the organism in Eukaryota, Metazoa, Chordata, Actinopteri, Salmoniformes, Salmonidae. The transcript has 3 exons. Gene Ontology annotation, biological process: regulation of cell cycle.
UGCGUCUAAAUAAAUGUAGAUUUCCAGAAAUCUUUCUGACUACAUAAAGUUGGUAUAUAAACAUACUAUUUUUGAAUCAUGAAGGGUGCAUCAAAAAAACGGAACACAUGUAGAAAGUAACGCUGUAGCGAUAUCUUUAUGUAGUUUGGAAGCCCUUAGUGUUAAACCUGGAUAUGGUUGUGGAUUUUACAGUAGGUUAAUAAUCUUAUCAUUCAAACCGACCCUGCACGAGUCUGAAUUAAUUAAUCCAGUACAUCGGAUAAAGGUCAGGGAGUUUCGUAUUUGAUCCAUUCAAUCGAAACUGCCCUGUCCUUUCUUCAAUAGUUUUGUCUAUAGACACGCGCCUGCUAGGGGGGGGGGUCACUCGUGCGUUGUCGCCCAGCAGCCAAUCACAGAACGCGUGUGUGCCAGGUCUUGCCUAUAAAUAUUAGCUGUUUCUAACAAACAGCACAAACAUACUGUACUUCUGUUUUAUCCUCAUCAACAUCUUCUCAACUGAGCUCUACAAACUUAACUAUCUAUCUUCAAGAUGGAAGCUAUUGGCAAAUCUUUGAAGGAAGCUCUCAAGUCUGCCCAGUGUGAGGAUCGCCUCACUGUUGGUGUCUAUGAGAGUGCCAAAAUAAUGAAUGAUGACCCAGACAGCGUGUCUUUCUGCAUUCUGGCCACCGAUGAGGAGUGGGAGUGUGACAUUGCUCUCCAGAUCCACUUCACCCUCAUCCAGUCUUUCUGCUUUGACAACGACAUCAGCAUCGUCAGAGUGAACGACAUGCAGCGCCUGGCUGAGAUUGUUGGUGACAAGACUGGCCAGCUUGAAGAUGCCCACUGCUGUCUUAUCACGAACCCAGCUGAUGGUUCUUGGGAGGACGCUGCUCUGGAGAAGCUGCACCUGUUCUGUGAGGAGAGCCGCAGUCUGAACGACUGGGUUCCUGAGAUCACCCUUCUUGAGCGCUGAUCUGGAACUUGAUUCUUCUCUCUUGAGAUGCUGUAAACCUUCAACCUAUAAGGAAAUACUCAUCCGUUUACAGGAUGACACUGUUUCUCAUCCCUGGAUACUCCUGAGGAGGAUUCCGAUCCAGGCAGCCCGUGGCCGGCCCGAGUGGCCCCCGCGAUUCGUUGUCUCUUGUCCCGUCCAUACCAAGAUGACUUCCAUUCUUUAUGUGAAUGAGGUCAGGUAUGCCACGAGAGCAACAAAAAUGGCCCUCAUUCUUUGUGCGGAUGAGGUUUGGAGAGAAAGGAGAAGCGAGCUCUGCAUCUUGUGGUCCAAAGAGCAAACGUCUCACGUUGAAGCACGUGCAGUAGGAGAAGAAGCGGUGCCAAGAAGAAGCGUUCUUAAAAAGGGACUUUUAAAAUGUCUUCUUGCUGAGCAGCAAUAACAACCGUUGCAUCAGCAAUGUACUUCUCACUUUCCAGAAUUGUCUUAAUUCUCUAAAGGUUUCAUUUUAGAUGAUUUAAAUAUGACAAAAACAAAAAACAGAAAGAAAACAAAAAAAUGUACUAAUACUCUAAAGGUUUAACUUUAGACCUUUAACAUGAGAUUUAUUAACAUUUUUAUGAAAGAUUAUUUCAGUUGUUAUUAUCUAAAAUGUUACAAUAUUGAGCUCCUGAUUAUGUCAACAACUAAAAAGAAAGAUAUAUUACAUUUGUUAUAAUUAAUUAAAAUGCCUUUAUUUGUAUGGCCUUCGUCGGGGAGUACAGAAAAAGGAGCUACAGUAUUUAUUUUUUUUAUUUUAUUUUACCGUUAUUUUACCAGGUAAGUUGACUGAGAACACGUUCUCAUUUGCAGCAACGACCUGGGGAAUAGUUACAGGGGAGAGGAGGGGGAUGAAUGAGCCAAUUGUAAACUGGGGACUUUUAGGUGACCAUGAUGGUUUGAGGGCCAGAUUGGGAAUUUAGCCAGGACACCGGGGUUAACACCCCUACUCUUACGAUAAGUGCCAUGGGAUCUUUAAUGACCUCAGAGAGUCAGGACACCCGUUUAACGUCCCAUCCGAAAGACGGCACCCUACACAGGGCAGUGUCCCCAAUCACUGCCCUGGGGCAUUGGGAUAUUUUUUUUUUUUUAGACCAGAGGAAAGAGUGCCUCCUACUGGCCCUCCAACACCACUUCCAGCAGCAUCUGGUCUCCCAUCCAGGGACUGACCAGGACCAACCCUGCUUAGCUUCAGAAGCAAGCCGGCAGUGGUAUGCAGGGUGGUAUGCUGCUGUAUUUCACCUUUUCAUGUGUAUAUUAUUGCUUACUAGGUGUGUCCAAUUUGGUAACCACUCCCUCUUCUAAUUAGGGCUAAUUGGAAAAGCCUUUCAAAAGAGGACAUUGUAUUCUCCUUUUUCUGUACUCCCUGACGAAGGCCAUGCAGCCCAAACGCGUCGGUUUUUAAACAACUUUGUUUCUAUUGAACAUGCCAUACUAAUAAAGGCAUUUUAAUUAAUUAUAUGAAGAGUGCCUUGGUCCUCCUUUCUUUUUGAUGACCAAUUUACCCCUUUUACCAAAGAGCACCUUCUAUCUACCAAAAUAUACUAUAGUGUACCUUAGUAGCGCUUCCCUUCCUCUUCUUUCUAUAUUACAUUUGUUGUUCUCUAAAAUGUUUUACUGUUGAAUUCUUGAUUAUGUCAAAAAAUAAGAAAGAAGAUACAUGAAUGAAUACAUUUGUUAUUUUCUAAAGGUUUCGCUGUAGACAUUACUUGUAUGACAAAAUGAUGAAUAAAAAGUUGAAUGUAAAUCUUGGGUCUUGAAU